Messenger RNA from Drosophila santomea, 1846 nucleotides. It is a transcript of the gene Ugt50B3, whose product is annotated as UDP-glucosyltransferase 2. The record is from RefSeq and is a predicted model, not a curated record. Bases 5 to 1579 code for a protein of 524 amino acids. The transcript is spliced from 6 exons. Gene Ontology annotation, molecular function: UDP-glycosyltransferase activity. NCBI's taxonomy places the organism in Eukaryota, Metazoa, Arthropoda, Insecta, Diptera, Drosophilidae.
CAACAUGCUUCAAAAAAUUGCAUUGUAUCUUAUUAUCUGGAGUUGCGGCACAUUGGCUGCGGACAUCCUAAUGGCAACACAAGGCGGAACGAAGUCUCACAAGAUACCAUUCUGGGAGUUGGCUAAGGGAUUAAUAUCCAGAGGGCACAAUAUUACCUUUCUAAGUGGAUUUCCGGCUGAUUUUAAUAUUGAAGGACUGCACGAGGUAGCACCAGCCGGCCUAGUUGAAUAUAUCCACAACUAUACCAAUUGGGAUCUUUUGGGCUCACGAAUGGCUGGAGAAAUGCCCAUUAAGCCCUGGGAUGGCCUGCGAUACGCUUUCGAAUCAUGCGAUGCAAUGUUUCGUGACUCAAAAACUAUGGAGCUGACCACGAAAUCCUUUGAUUUGGCCAUAUUGGAUGGAGCUUUUCCAGAGUGCUUUUUGGGAUUAAUUUACGAUUUAAGGAUUCCAUUUAUGUACAUAAACACGGUGGGCUUCUAUACAGGAAGUAUCUCGACUGCAGGAAAUCCUGUUAGCUACGCUAUUACUCCAAACUUCUAUUCUCGAUUUACGGACACAAUGAAUCUUUACGAACGGGCUAUUAACACGGCCAUGCAAAUAGGACAAACAAUUAUGCACAUGUAUGUAAUGCGUCGGACACACCUUGUGAUGCGAGAGCACUUGGGUGCUCAAAUCCCGCAUCCCUAUGAAAUGUCGCGCAACGUGAGUUUCAUUUUGCAAAAUGGACACGCAGUUUUAUCUUAUCCCAGAGCCUUAAAUCCAAAUGUAGCAGAAGUGGCUUGCAUUCACUGUAGGCCAGCUAGAAAACUUCCUAGACACCUUGAGGAUUUCAUCGGUGCUUCUGGAUCAUCAGGAUUCAUUUAUGUUUCUAUGGGUUCUUCCGUAAAGGCCGCGAACAUGCCAGAGGCCUUGCGUCACAUGCUUGUAAAGACCUUUGCACGUCUUCCGUAUCAUGUUCUAUGGAAGUAUGAAGGCAGUUCCACAGAUAUAAAAGAUAUCACAUCAAACGUAAAACUUUCACAAUGGCUACCGCAACAGGACAUUUUAGGACAUCCGAAGAUUAGAGCGUUUGUAACACAUGGAGGCUUGCUUAGCAUGUUUGAGACGGUAUUUCAUGGAGUACCCGUAGUUACAAUGCCGGUAUUCUGCGACCACGAUGUUAACUCAGCCAAGGCCGAGAUCGACGGUUAUGCAAUAAAGCUAGAUCUUCAGACGCUAUCAACCAAUCAGUUAUACAAGGCUAUUAUGAAAGUGAUUCACGAUCCUCUCUACAAAAAUUCAGCACGAUAUCGGCAAAAGCUCUUUUUGGACCAGCGCUCAACAGCGCUAGAUACUGCAAUAUACUGGACCGAAUAUGUGCUCCGACACAAUGGCGCUUAUCAUCUACAGUCUCCCUCCCGAAAUAUGACAUGGUGGCAAUACUACUUACUCGACGUAGUUGCGGUUUAUUUUAUAUUAUUUUACGGCCUGAUUUUAGCACUGAAGCGCAUGGAUUUCCGAUCCGAAAAGGUACGGAAUCUUCAUUUCCUGAUGGCCCCUUUAUUUACAAUAGCAAAGUCGAAGUCAAAGGAGAUUUAGCAAAACGCUAUAAUAUCCCUAUAGUGGAGUACUUAAAAACUAAGUAGAAUACAAUGUGAUUCACAGCGUCAAUGAAACUUUUGACUAUUCCAAGUAUUGUAUUCAAAAUUGUAUAUAUAAAAUAUCCCAGUGUGCAGUUUUAACAUUAAGAAAGAUACGUUUUGAUUCAAAGCGUAAUAAAAGAACACAUUAAAAAUUUGUGACUGUUCCAAUUAUACCAUCAUUAAAUUACUUAUGUUAAACUAAAUAAAUUAAUGUAUAAACCCA